Messenger RNA from Pygocentrus nattereri (red-bellied piranha), 1592 nucleotides. RefSeq lists its product as uncharacterized. The coding region runs from base 29 to 1348 and encodes 439 amino acids. The record is from RefSeq and is a predicted model, not a curated record. The transcript is spliced from 20 exons. Lineage: Eukaryota; Metazoa; Chordata; Actinopteri; Characiformes; Serrasalmidae.
GCCUUUUCAGCUUGAAACUCUCCUCAGCAUGGCACAUCAGUAUGACUACACCACCACUGAGAGAUUUGAGAAAAAGAAUCACAAAGAAAUUGAAGAAUUAAGACAAGAGAAUGGAAUCCUCAAAUUGGAAAUCAACAAAUUAAGGACACAACUACAGGACAGACAAAAUGAAUUGCACAACUUCAAAGACAGAAUGGGAAAAGUAGUGGACCUGAAAUUAGGAAGUAGUGGGGUUUUGUCUGAAGACCUCACUAACCCCUGCAGAGAAUCUGAACUGAAACAUAUGUAUGAGAAAUUGAGCAAGAAUCAAUGGGCGAAAGUCCUGCGGCAGCUAAAGACAGGAGGACCUGAAAUGACCAAAGAAAAAAUAAAGGAGAUCAGGAAGAAGGCAGAGGGCGUAAUCCAGGCUGUUCUGCAUCAAUCACAGCAUGAUAUUCAGAAAAUCACGGGCACAAUGUUAUGCCUCACACCGAGCAGCCAAGAUGCUUCCCAUAACUCUAAGACAACACGGUACUUUGAUUUGGCCAUCCAAAAUAUUCAGAUGGCAAUCUAUCAGGAAAAGAAGGAGCUCUACAACAGGGACAAGUUGCAGGAUGUUCCUGAGGCUCUGUACCCGAUGAUUGAUGAUUGCUACAAGACUGGGUGUUUGAUGGCUUUACAUAAUCCACCUCUCCUGCUGGACUGGGGCAGCUGUGGUCAGGGACUGUUCCCUCCGAUAAAAACCGGGAAGUUUAGUCCUGUUGUUGAGAGAGAUGAGGAAACCAAUGCUCUUCGAAAGAGUUGUGCUGCUCAGGCUGGAGCUCAGAUUUCUCAUGGAAACAGAGAAAUUGUAAAGCUUGAUCCUAUUAAAGAGAGAGAAGAGGAAACAGAUUUUCUUCAAAGGGAGAAACCUGAACCUGACAAAGAGAGAGAAGAGGAUGUUAAUGGAGCUCUAACAGAGACAUCACUUCCUGUUCCUGCUGCUCAACCUCAAACCCCAACUCAUCAGAGACAGAGGAGUGUUCCAGAAAAGCCUGACUUUUUCAGUAAGAAAGAAGAGGACAACAACAAUCCUUCAGUGGUUUCUGCUUCUCAGCCACAACCUCAAACUACCCAGAAACACAAAAGUGAUUCGGUUCCUGCUCCUCAGCAACAACCUCAGCCUCCCCAGAAACACAAUAGUGAUUCGGUGAAGCCUACUCCUCAGAAACAGAGACAACAGAAUAAAAAUGCUGAUCAAGUGAAUUUUUCUGCUUCUCCAAGCAGACGUGAAACUCCUUAUAGAGCUACAGGAGCACAGUCUAGUUCUGCUCUUGCCCGGAUGCUGUCUUGGUUCACACCCGACUCGUUCACAUCAAGCCGCCGCUAGUCUCCCCUGCCAAAGUUGUCCAGUCAUACAGGAUCUCUUCUAUGGAUAACAUUUGUGUACAUUUAUAGUUGAGUGCUAAGGGGAUGUUUUUUUCAACUCCCCCAAGGCCUCUUUCCUCAUCAUUGUUACCUGUGUCUUUACUUGUGUAAUUCUGUCCCCUCCUCAGCAUUGCAUCAAUUGUUGAUUGUAAUCAUUGGUGUCACCUAUGCCUGGUUGAUUAAUUAAACAUUUUUUGAUUCUGAGA